AUGGGGGGCCGCGGGCUGCCGCUGCUGCUGGUGUUUUUCCUGGGCGCCGCGGGGCCGCUGCUGCUGYCGGCGGAGCCGGAGGAGCCCGUGAGCGCCGAGCGGAGCCUGGCGUGGGGCCCCGGGCUGGACGCGGGGGUCACCCUGCCCGUGCGGUAUUUCUACAUCCAGGCGGUCAGCGCKGCCGGACGCAACUUCUCCCGCUCCCCUCCAGGGAGAACACAAUUUAAAGUGAUAAUUAAAGCACUUUCUCCAAAAGAAGCCACCAGAAUUUACACCCCUCGGCCUUUGGAUAGAAAUGAUGGUACAUUUCUCAUGAGGUAUCGGAUGUAUGGAAGUGUCACAAAAGGCUUAAAAAUCGAGAUACUCUAUGGUGAUCAGCAUGUGGCUCAAUCACCUUACAUUUUGAAAGACCCAGUUUAUCAUGAAUAUUGUGACUGUCCUGAAGAAGACCCUGAGGCCUGGCAGGACGUUAUGUCCUGCCCAUCCCAAGAACCUCAGAUUACAGAGGACUUCAYUUCAUUUCCCACCAUUGACCUGCAGCGAAUGCUUAAGGAAAUCYCAGCAAAGUUUAGCCAGACAAGAGGUGCUAUUGUCCAUUACACUAUUCUCAAUAAUCGCAUCUACCGCCGCUCCUUAGGGAAGUACACAGACUUCAAGAUGUUCUCCGAUGAAAUGUUCCUGUCACUGGCCAGAAAGGUUCGUCUUCCUGAUGUGGARUUUUAUCUUAAUGUUGGAGACUGGCCAGUGGAGUAUCGGAAAGCUAAUGACACGCCUGGUCCUGUGCCUGUCAUCUCCUGGUGUGGCUCUGUGGAUUCCAGAGAUAUCGUCCUUCCRACCUAUGAUGUAACCCACUCAACUCUGGAAACCCUGCGUGGAGUCACUAAUGAUCUSCUCUCCAUUCAAGGAAAUACAGGUCCCAUCUGGGAAAACAAAACUGAGCGGGCUUUAUUCAGAGGUCGAGACAGCCGAGAGGAACGUCUCCAUCUUGUCAAGUUAUCCAAGGAAAAUCCACAACUAUUGGAUGCUGGAAUAACAGGAUAUUUCUUCUUCAGAGAAAAAGAAAAAGAGCUGGGGAAGGCUCAGCUGAUGGGCUUCUUUGACUUCUUUAAGUACAAAUACCAAGUGAAUGUAGAUGGCACCGUAGCAGCUUACAGGUUCCCAUACCUCUUGCUGGGUGACAGCCUGGUAUUGAAGCAAGAUUCCCAGUACUAUGAACACUUCUAUAUUGGAUUAAAACCUUGGAAACAUUAUGUUCCAGUGAAGAGAAACUUAGAGGACUUGCUAGAGAAAAUAAAAUGGGCUAAGGAAAAUGAUGAGAAAGCAAGACAAAUUGCUAAAGAAGGACAGUUAACAGCAAGAGAAUUACUUCAGCCUCACACAUUUUACUGCUACUAUUACAAAGUGCUCCAGAAAUAUGCUGAACGCCAAGCCAGCAAACCUGAAAUACGGGAUGGAAUGGAACUUGUACCUCAGCCUGAUGACAUGGACUCGGUGUGCAGUUGCCACAGGAAAAAGCCUUUAAGGGAAGAUCUGUAACUGUACUGGAUGGAGGAAAUCACCCAUUUAAAAUGCAGGAAUAGGAAUUAAGCUGUGAAAUCUAAGACACUUAUGCACUAGCAGACAUUCUUAGUUAUGUAUUCUUGUAUUUUCAUACCCUUUUUCAUGUUCACUCUGAUCUACAAUGCUGGUUCCCACAAUUUUGGCUCCAUGACCACCACCAGACAGAUACUGAGCCUGCAGUGGGGAGCGUCUGGGGGAGUUUUUUGAUGUACUGGAUCAUCAGGAAAAAGAGCACAGAGCUGCUCGYGUUUCAGAUGGGACCUAUUUACCCAAGUUUUAUGAGGAACCACAAAAGAUCUKGCCAUGAAUCAGUGGAGCAUUUGUGAUACAUUAAAACAGUGUUACAAUUUCUUCAUAMA
This is a messenger RNA of Malurus melanocephalus (red-backed fairy wren), 1919 nucleotides long. RefSeq names its product protein O-glucosyltransferase 3 (gene POGLUT3). Gene Ontology annotation, cellular component: endomembrane system. The record is from RefSeq and is a predicted model, not a curated record. Gene Ontology annotation, molecular function: glucosyltransferase activity; protein binding. The transcript is spliced from 8 exons. Bases 1 to 1536 code for a protein of 511 amino acids. Lineage: Eukaryota; Metazoa; Chordata; Aves; Passeriformes; Maluridae.